Messenger RNA from Australozyma saopauloensis, 795 nucleotides. It is a transcript of the gene CUP9, whose product is annotated as transcription factor CUP9. The transcript has a single exon. The record is from RefSeq and is a predicted model, not a curated record. The coding region runs from base 1 to 795 and encodes 264 amino acids. Gene Ontology annotation, molecular function: RNA polymerase II cis-regulatory region sequence-specific DNA binding. Lineage: Eukaryota; Fungi; Ascomycota; Pichiomycetes; Serinales; Metschnikowiaceae. Gene Ontology annotation, biological process: regulation of transcription by RNA polymerase II.
AUGAACAGCAGAGUUUCCCUCCCUCCGAUUUCAGAUAUUUUGAGCAAUAGUGCCACAAAGCCAGUGUCUCUGGAAGAUGCGGUUCGAGCGUACAACCCAGCUCAGCCAACAUAUCCAUAUCCCCAGGCACCCAUGAUCAUUCAACAAAUGCCUAUCCAACAAAGCGGAAAUAUGCCAAUUCAAAGCGGGUCAAUUAUGGCUGCUCCCACAAUGAUCGCUGCAUCGCCGAUGAACAUGGGCCACCCUCUGAAUCCUGUAUAUCCAAUGGUUCCUAUGCCCAGCUACCGUUUAAUCAAUCCAAACUAUCAUGUGGGCGAAGCACCCCACCUCCCUAACUCAUCAUUCACAUACCGCUAUCCCAUGGCUGUCCCCCCUCCCUCUCAACAGCCACAGCUACUACAGACACAGCCACAGCAUCAUUCGGCCCCGGCGGUCGUAGGAGGCGGCCUGAGAGCCCUGAUUGUGAGCGAGCUGUCCACCAAAGCAUCAACCCCAGCAUCUCCAACAAGUCUUGAUAGAGUAAAUCGCAUGACACCAGAGCGUGUAUCCGAGAUGGUGCGUCGACCCACACCUAGUCCUCCUGUCAGAAGCAGAACCCGUAAUAACUUGCCAAAGGAAACUACCUAUAUCUUGUUGAAGUGGUUGGAAGAGCAUCUUAAUCACCCAUAUCCAAAUUCGUUCGAGAAGACUCAAUUGAUGUUUUCAACUGGCUUGAACCAACAACAAUUAAGCAAUUGGUUUAUCAAUGCCAGACGCCGGAAGAUCCGCGCCAUGAAGCAAAGACAAAAGGUUUGA